UGACAUGACUAAAAUAAGGCAAAGGACGGAAGCGAAAGCUAAAUCAAACGAAGAUUCAUGCCAUGGAUCACAGAUCCAGCACAAUAACACUAACAAGAUCACUUCAAGUCGGCCUCAAUCACCAAAACUCGGAAGGAAACCAUCCUACAGCAUGGUGCAGAGUGCAGACUCUAGACCUCCAACGAGGCCUUCCGCAAGUACCGAGAGCUCUAAGAAUGGAUUAAUGAAAAAUAACAGGAUCUUGGGGACCGCAUUGCCAAAGAACAGGCAUGAAAAUGCUUCCCCCAAUAUACAGCUUUCAGUUGGCAAACUGGGUAUUCCAUAUAAUCAUGAAAAUGGCAACCGAAAAUAAUGUUUUUUGUGAGAUAAAAGAUAUCAAAGAGCAGUUUGUAACAUUUUUAGUGGCAAAUUCCACAUCAAUUAUAGGUACAAAUUUGGGAAGAACCUUAGCUAUCUCUCUGCAUAUAAAAUUUUCUGGCUUUUUUACGUACUUUGGAUAAUGUUAGCUGUUUAUAAUAAAUCUAACACCAAG
This is a messenger RNA of Hibiscus syriacus, 532 nucleotides long. RefSeq lists its product as uncharacterized. The coding region runs from base 5 to 352 and encodes 115 amino acids. The transcript has 3 exons. NCBI's taxonomy places the organism in Eukaryota, Viridiplantae, Streptophyta, Magnoliopsida, Malvales, Malvaceae. The record is from RefSeq and is a predicted model, not a curated record.